CCCGCUCCGCCGCUGCGAGCCCUCAGUGCUGGAUCUAUGUUGUAUAGAUGGGCUAGAUGCCACACGUCUUUAGUUUACAGAUUGUAACGGCUGCAAGUUUGAUUUCAUUUUUACGCCGUGUUUCCCCUUCUUUCUCUUCUCCCUUUCUUCUUCUUCUUCUUCUCAUCUGCUUGGAUACUGCUGACUUAGGCAUUGGAUAUGUGCACACAGGAUGAUGACAACCCCUUUCCUCCCCGUAGAAGUAAAAUAAAAUAGGCUUUCGCACACACUGGAUUUACUCUUGUCGUUCCAUAUGAAGAAGCCAAAAAUUUGGAUACUGGUCUGUGUCCAUUUACUGCUGUUCAUCACGUUUGGGGUACAUUCAAGUAAAUUUGACGUCAACCCAGUUACAGAUGACAUCUCUAGACUUUUUAUUCUGAGACAAAAUAUUCCUAAAGAUUACAAAAUUCCUGUACACUACAUUCCAAAAGAAGAGGGAGGGAUGUGUUGGGUAAAAUUAAACGUCUUCUACUUGGAGGAGAGUUUGAAAGAUUUAGCACAUAAGUUUGGAAAUAUUUCAUCCAACAGAAAAGAUAUUAGCAUAUUCAACCAAAUGCUCGAAGAACUGCGGCUCAACAUGGGGUCUGUGGAGCCGAUCAUGUAUGAUUUUGAGUGCCACUACAGGAAUGACAGGUGGCAGACAGCGCGGUACUUUGACUUUGUCAAAGACUUCCUUAUAGCUGCACAGAAUAAAGAAGAUUCAGAUGACUGUGAUCCUCCUCCCUGUCCUACAACACCACACACAGUAACAACAAAUGAAUAUUUAACAGAUUCGCCACUGUCCAGCAGUAAAGGCCCAGAGUGUGCAGGCUGCACUACACGUUCUGGAACGAGCGCCCUGACUGAAGUGGUGGAGCGAAGCCUUCUCUCUUUACUUUUCAUUCCACUCCUAGCUCUCGUAUUCCUGCUCGUGUGGAAGGUCCGAUCACGGAGGAAUGAAGAGGAUCUUCAGCAGAAUCCUGGUGAAGGUGGAUGCUUCACAGGAACAGAAGCGACUGCAGCUCCACUAGAUGCUGAAAUAUCAGAAAAAAACAUGUUGAACGUCAUUGAAAUAGUGUAACGCUUCUACCCUUCCAUGUUCUUCGGCCUAAUUGGGUUCUUCUCUUUCCUCCUGCUGGUGUCCAAAGGUGAUGAAAAACAAACAUGAAGCCGAAAGGUAAAAGGCGCUUGUUGACUGCUCGCGUGAUUAACGAGAGGGCAGAUUCACAAUCGCCACGACCGAGAUUCUUCCCGAUAAACCACGCCUGCCACCAUAUGGAUGAGCUUGUGUUACUGCGUAGACCCCAUGCUUUUGAAAAAGACAGUGAGAUUUUAGCAGAGAUAAACUGCCCUUAUCACACCCCUUCCGGAUUCUCUGGCGCCUGCUAAUCAUCCAUCAACACCUGCUGCACUUUGAACUCUUGGAGUAAAACAUCCCCUUUCGCAAGUUGCAACAGUCCGCCUGUGUUUUUGGGCCCACCAGUU
Messenger RNA from Perca flavescens (yellow perch), 1503 nucleotides. It is a transcript of the gene kitlga, whose product is annotated as kit ligand a. Gene Ontology annotation, cellular component: plasma membrane. Gene Ontology annotation, biological process: cell adhesion; positive regulation of cell population proliferation. The coding region runs from base 293 to 1099 and encodes 268 amino acids. The record is from RefSeq and is a predicted model, not a curated record. Gene Ontology annotation, molecular function: stem cell factor receptor binding; cytokine activity. NCBI's taxonomy places the organism in Eukaryota, Metazoa, Chordata, Actinopteri, Perciformes, Percidae. The transcript is spliced from 10 exons.